Molecule: messenger RNA, 429 nt
Organism: Angiostrongylus costaricensis
Lineage: Eukaryota; Metazoa; Nematoda; Chromadorea; Rhabditida; Metastrongylidae
Source: the annotation of a GenBank genome assembly
AUGGAAAUUUUGCAUCGGAUUCAAUGCAUGUAUUUUAAAAUGUUUAUUCUUCUGCGCGAAAAAAACACCUGCCCUCCGGGCGUUUCAUCUUGCUCGAUGGCGGUUUUCCGUAGCGGGCGCGAAGUACGAGUAAGGAAGUUCUGCACUAGUGCCGGUUCACCGCUCUACCGUUACCUCUUGUUAUUUCCUGGUGCAAGCUUUUGUCAAAAUUUGAAUAUCGUAAGUUUUACGGCACCGUCUCUACUUUGUGUAUGCACAUCACCACUAUGUAAUGCAGGACAUUUCUCCACGGUGGUGGAGAAUACAAUGCUAAACCAUCUGCCUAAACAAUUGCUUCCACCAAGAGAGGACAAGAAAAUAUCCCUUAAUUCCGUUCGUGAUCAUCCUGACUUUGGUUUGGCCGAACAGCUUGCUGAUGCCGGUUUUUAG